AUGCAGUCCUCUUCGUUGGGGAGUGCUGAUGAUCCUCGCUUCCGACAGACACAUUUAUUCCAAAUGUUGGUGAAGGUGAUAAAUACGUCGGCUGAGAAUGCGACAAAGACAGCUCUUCUUGCCACGUCAUCCACAUCCACGCCAUCAUUCGUCGACACCUACUCGGCGACGUCGUUGCUCGGCGAAGAAGGACGAAUGAUUCUGAUAGUCGUCGUCGGUGCCAUUUUCGCAUUUCUGACGUCGGUUGGAAAUUUGAUGGUGAUGGUGAGCUUCAAAAUCGACAAACAACUGCAGACUAUUAGCAACUAUUUUUUAUUCAGUUUAGCUGUCGCUGAUAUCGCUAUCGGCUUCAUUUCAAUACCAAUGUUCACUUAUUACACUGCUGUUCAAAGUUGGGAUCUCGGCUACACAAUGUGCCAAUUCUGGUUGUGUAUCGAUUAUCUCAUGUGCAACGCAUCCGUUAUGAAUCUUCUUCUCAUUUCUUUCGAUCGAUAUUUUUCUGUAACUCGACCGUUGUCCUAUCGACCCAGAAGAACGACUAAGAAGGCGUUGACGAUGAUUGCUUGCACUUAUAUCAUUUCACUGAUUCUAUGGCCACCGUGGAUUGUUUCAUGGCCUUAUAUCGAGGGAAAAUUCACUGCAGAACCCGGCACCUGUGUAGUACAAUUCCUUCAAACAAAUCCAUAUGUAACAGUGGGAACUGCAGUUGCUGCAUUCUACCUUCCAGUUACAAUCAUGUGUAUACUGUAUACACGAGUAUACUGGGAGACACAGAAGAGGCAGAAAGAGUUCGGAAAACUUCAAGCCACUCAGACUUGGGCAAGUGAUGUGGUUGAUCGACCAUCGACAUCGUUGAGAAACUCUAAAAUAUGGAAGAAAGUGAAAAAGUUCUCGCGCCGAUCUAUGAAACGAGAUGUAUCCUCUACUUCCAUAGUGAAAUCCAGUGGAUCAGUUAGAAAAAAGCAUCACGAAGGAUAUAUCGAUGAGAGUAUGACACCUUGCACGUCAUCGAGAAAUUCAAAAAGGAAGUCUUGGUUGCGAAAUUGUACGGGGAAGUCCAAUUCAUCAUCGGAGGAUAGUUCAGAAGCUGUUGCAAUGAAUUUGGAUGACACUUCGUUGAGUUCAAGUCAUUUUGCAUUGAGUGGCAGUCGGAGAAGGAAUGUUUCACCACCUUGUACACCAAUGCCUACAAAUUUUGAAGACGAAGAGCAAACAGAUGCAGGACAAUCGAUGCGAAAUGGAUCAGCUAGAUUCAGAAGUCGUCCUUCGGAUUCGAAGAACAACAACUCAGACACCUACACAGUUUUGAUAGAGUUGAACGAUGAAGGAAGUCGUCCAAGUGUUAGAUUAAGUAGCUGUGAGCCAUAUUUAGAUGACACAAUAUCCACUCGUAAUCGAUCAAAAAGCGACUGCAACAGUGAAAUGGAUGAGAGACGACAGAGUCUUUUGAACAAGCAAUCGCCAUUCAAAAAUGGUCGAAUCCUCAAGAACUUUAGCUCUCAAGAGCGGAAAAGUGAGAAAGAGCAGAGGAAAAAUGAAAGGAAACAAGAGAGCAAGGCAGCAAAGACACUUUCGGCCAUCUUGUGUGCUUUCAUUGCCACAUGGACGCCGUAUAAUUUGAUCGUUUGUUGGGAAGCAUUCUUCCCAAAUACCGUACCAAACGUUUUAUGGACUUUUAGCUAUUCACUUUGUUAUAUUAACUCUACAAUCAAUCCACUUUGUUAUGCUCUUUGUAAUGCAAGAUUCCGUCACACGUACAUGCGAAUCCUCCGUUGUAAAUUCAAAGCUGAACGACCCACAAUCAAUCAAGGAUACGUUCGACGAAAUUGA
This is a messenger RNA of Caenorhabditis briggsae, 1830 nucleotides long. It is a transcript of the gene Cbr-gar-3, whose product is annotated as Protein CBR-GAR-3. Gene Ontology annotation, molecular function: G protein-coupled acetylcholine receptor activity; G protein-coupled serotonin receptor activity. Lineage: Eukaryota; Metazoa; Nematoda; Chromadorea; Rhabditida; Rhabditidae. Bases 1 to 1830 code for a protein of 609 amino acids. Gene Ontology annotation, biological process: adenylate cyclase-inhibiting G protein-coupled acetylcholine receptor signaling pathway; chemical synaptic transmission; G protein-coupled receptor signaling pathway, coupled to cyclic nucleotide second messenger. The transcript is spliced from 10 exons. Gene Ontology annotation, cellular component: plasma membrane; dendrite; synapse. The record is from RefSeq and is a predicted model, not a curated record.